Neltuma alba is the source of this 1858-nucleotide messenger RNA. RefSeq lists its product as uncharacterized. The transcript is spliced from 14 exons. Gene Ontology annotation, molecular function: LPPG:FO 2-phospho-L-lactate transferase activity. Bases 3 to 1409 code for a protein of 468 amino acids. Lineage: Eukaryota; Viridiplantae; Streptophyta; Magnoliopsida; Fabales; Fabaceae. The record is from RefSeq and is a predicted model, not a curated record.
AUAUGGCCGACAGUUGGUUGGGUCCCACAUGGUGGAAGACCUUCCCCUUCCCGUACCCCAGACUACCUUCCCCGUCUUCUCCCACUUCAACCUUUUCCUCCGCUAUGGCUUCAUUUCCUUCUCAGCAUCGCCAAUGUCGUUGUUCCUCGGAUGCUAACCCUACUCACCCGCAACCCGCAUUGCUCGUAUUUUCGGGUGGGACGGCGUUCAAUGGCGUGGCGGAAGAGCUUCAGAACUUCACCACUCGUGUGGCUCAUGUUCUCCCCGUUUCUGAUGAUGGUGGAAGUACGGCUGAAAUUGUCCGUGUCCUUGGUGGUCCUGCUGUUGGGGACAUACGAUCCAGGUGUCUGAGAUUGUCUAAUCGAAGUACGGCGGAGGCUCUUGCAAUUCGCAGAUUGCUUGGUCAUCGUCUAUCACUUGAUCCACAUCACGCUAAAUCAGAAUGGUACUCUAUUGUGGAGGGUGAUCACUCUCUAUGGAAAGGUGUGUCAAAACCCUACAGGGAGACUAUUCGUGCCUUUCUGGCCUAUUUCCAGAAUCAGAUUAUUCGCCGAUCCGAUGAAUCAUUUUGUUUCAGCAAUGGCAGCAUUGGGAAUUUCUUUUUUGCAGGAGCACGCAUAUUUUUUCAGUCCUUGGAUGCUGCAAUAUUUCUGUUUUCACGUGUAUCAGAGAUUCCUUCUGAUAGCCUGGUCUUACCGGUGAUUUCAACCAAUGAUAGGCUUACAUUAGGAUGUGAAUUAUGGGACGGUACCAUUAUACGGGGACAAAAUGAAAUUUCUCAUCCGACCAGUGGAUCCAUGGAGCCUGUUAAAAAGGAAAACUCUUCAACUCCAGGACUUCCUUCAAGAAUAAAGCGGGUGUUCUACAUGUCAAGUGAAGGGAAAAAUUUGCUUCAUGAGGUCUUUCCUGCUGCUAAUCCUGCUGUGCUAGAGCAGUUGAAUAAUGUGGAUUGCAUUGUCUAUGCUAUGGGUUCCCUUUUUACUUCGAUCUGCCCUUCAUUGGUAUUGCUGGGAAUUGGAGAGAUCAUAUCUUCAAGAUCCUGUCUAAAGGUGCUUAUGUUGAAUGGCUCACGUGACCGGGAGACAAGUGAUUUUUCAGCUUCAUGCUUUGUAACUGCCAUUACGGAUGCUCUCAAUCGAACAUAUGGAGAUCCCUGUAAUCGCUUACAGAACCUGCCUGGACAGUAUAUCAAUACCCUCUUGGUUCCAAGAGACGGUGAAAUUCCAGUUGAUAAAGAAUGUCUGGCUUCCCAAGGAAUACGUGAGGUGAUAGUUGUUGAUUCGAUACGUGAUCCUAAUGUCGGUGUGAUAUAUGACCCCAAAUCAUUGAUACAAGCUCUUGCUGAUCUGAUAGGCAGAUAUAUGAAGUCUCAGGUUACUCUGGGGCAAGCCAAAUCUUUUGCCACGUGACCGUCGAAUCAAGUCUUAAAGUGGUUCACUGUUCCCAAGGUUAGAAAAAGUAUCUGAUAAACAGCAAAUUUUCCAUGGCGCAGCUUCUAUCUUUCUGCUGAUGUUGAAUUAUGGCAGUCUUAAUUUCAGGUGAUUCUCUCUGUUCUCAGUCAAGAGGCUGCUGAUGGCUCUCAAAAAAUGGCUACUGUGAAUUGUAUCUGUUAAUUUGAUCGUUAACUAUUGAAAAAGUGUCUGUUUUACUCUCUGUACAUAUCUAAUAUCUUGUACAUAAUUAUGAGCUUUCGGUUGGUCUUAGUAUUUACCUUUCUUCUUUCUUCUUCCUUGUAUUAUGUUUCCUUUUUCCCAAUUUCUCCCCUGACUUGCAUCCACCGUUGGUUGGCUUGGUACUUUGGGAUCACACAAAGGACUCUCUUUUUUCAACCAUUAUAUCAAUGUUUGAAUGGUUCAAA